AUUUGGCAUGCGUAAGCCGAUAGCGAGACGUAUCUGUACACCGAUAAAAUAAUAAUAAUAAUAAUAACAUAAUGUAUAAUAAUUAUUAUUAUUGUUGUGCCUACCAGUAACCACAAUAAUAAUAAUAAUAAUUAACAAUAUCAUUUCAUACGCACACGUAAUACAUUAUAAUAGUACACGUUUGAACGUUAUCGCCGUCGUCCGUCGACUACGGGACGUGAUUAGUCGUAAACACAACAACAGAUUACGGAAGGACGCUCAUCGCUCUCUCUCCUAAUAAUACACCUACAUAACAACAAUAUUGGCGAUCGUCGUCGUGUUGUCGCACGGUUCGGUAAAGUGCGUUUAAUAAAAAAAAUAAAUAAAUAAACAAUUAGUAUAACCGCCGUCUCCGGUGUCGAGUUUGCGGAUGGUGCGAUACUGCCUGACGGACCUCAUCGACAAGUUGAUUGCCACAAUAAUAUUACAAUAUUUAUCUUCGUCGUCGCCGUUGCAAUUUCCGUGUCGUCUGAACCACCGUAACGUACACGCGCGCGCGCGCUCUCCAUCCAACGGACCCGACGACCGUCGGAGACGCACGUCGCCGUCAUUUCGUUCAAGACUGCACCAAACGCAUUAUAAUAUACCAACUGCAUACGUCUUAUGUUAGCCGGAAACAUGCCGUUAUUUGGGAAAUCACAGAAAAACCCAGUGGAGGUAGUGAAACAAAUAAAAGAAGCUGUUGUUGCAUUAGAAAAAGGAGAUAAAAAGUUAGAAAAAGCACAGGAAGAUGUUAGCAAGAAUCUUUUAAUCAUAAAAAAUUUAUUAUAUGGAACAGCAGAUACUGAGCCCCUGUCUGAUAUUGUUGUUGCUCAGUUAGCACAAGAAAUGUACAACAACAACUUAUUGCUAAUGUUGGUACAAAAUUUGACAAAAAUAGACUUUGAAGGAAAAAAGGACGUUGCUCAAGUUUUUAACAAUGUCCUUCGUCGGCAAUUGGGUAGCCGAUCACCUACCGUUGAACAUAUUUGUGCAAAAUCUGAAAUUCUGUUUACUCUAAUUGCUGGGUAUGAACAUCAAGAAAUAGCUCUUAACUGUGGAACAAUGUUACGUGAAUGUGCUAGAUAUGAAGCUUUAGCAAAAAUAAUGCUGUACUCAAAAGAAUUUUUUAAUUUUUUUCGUUAUGUAGAAGUUUCAACUUUUGAUAUUGCUUCAGAUGCAUUUUCCACGUUUAAGGAAUUGCUGACUAGACACAAACCACUAUGUGCUGAAUUCCUUGAAAUCAACUAUGAUAAAGUGUUUACACAUUAUCAACAGCUGCUGAAUUCUGAAAAUUAUGUAACUCGUCGUCAGAGUCUUAAGUUACUUGGUGAACUGUUGUUAGACCGUCAUAAUUUUACGGUAAUGACUCGAUACAUAUCAAAUCCGGACAAUUUAAAAUUGAUGAUGAAUAUGUUAAAAGAAAAAUCUAGAAAUAUUCAAUUUGAAGCUUUUCAUGUUUUUAAGGUAUUUGUUGCUAAUCCUAAUAAACCGAAGCCUAUUCUGGACAUUUUGCUUCGUAACCAAGAUAAGCUGGUUGAAUUCUUGACAAGAUUUCAUACCGAGCGAUCUGAAGAUGAACAGUUCAAUGAUGAAAAGGCGUAUCUGAUCAAACAAAUUAAAGAGCUCAAACCCACUACUAGUGAUCAAUGAUUUAGGGUGUAUGCGACUCGAAAUUAUGACUAUUCGAGUUGUUGAUAAUUACUUUACUUGUCAUCAUUUUAUUUUAAGUUAGAUUAUAUUUAGGGGUAAUAACACAUUUAUAUAAUUUGGUUUUCCAAGGGGCAUUUCAAAUUUUUACGCAUAACAAAUAAACAUAAUUUAUUUA
Molecule: messenger RNA, 1846 nt
Organism: Rhopalosiphum maidis (corn leaf aphid)
Lineage: Eukaryota; Metazoa; Arthropoda; Insecta; Hemiptera; Aphididae
Gene: Mo25
Product: protein Mo25
Exons: 8
Coding region: 643-1671 (342 amino acids)
Biological process (GO): intracellular signal transduction
Molecular function (GO): protein serine/threonine kinase activator activity
Source: RefSeq, a predicted model, not a curated record